UUUCUACGCCUGUUUGUCACUUCCUUCGUGACUGAGUGAUUAUGAUAAACGAUGAACGGAAUUUUUAGGAAAUUUGCGAAAUGGGAGACGGUCUGUUGGAGCAUACCAAGUGUUCGUUGUGUUGCACACGUAUCAUUUGCACCUCUACAGGGCACGUCAGCUUGUGCCCUCACAUCUAGCGACGUCCAACUAUUUCCAGCUUAUGUUUUCUACAGCUCCUUCGAAAAUCCGGAGUUCAGUGCAUGUGAAAUAAGCUCUAUUGGUAUUUGGAUUCUUCCAUCCGAAGAGCGGUCAAAUCCUUGAUGGUUUGUCAAGCAUUACAAGGUCCUGAUUACGUUAGAGCUGUCACGUAUUUUGCAUCUCCAAAAUAAUGCAUGACGCUUUUGAACGUGAUCACCUAAAUCUUUCUCAUUGCGGCUUACAGGAUCACUUCUGUAGCAUUUUUACAAGCUCCAUUUUUUCGCAAAACAGUCCAAAAUCGGUUUAGGUUUCAUGAUUUGAAAACCUUGUUAUAAUGAAUAGGACAACUGAGCAACCGGUUUUUAUGGACGCAACAGAGCGAAACCUACCUCGAAUUUUUCACCUGGUAGUUGAAUCUCGUCUGGGCCAAGUAAGUCGGUAGACUUGUUGCCUUUGACCGUCCGGAAGGGGUGCGGUGGAGUCCCAAAUCGGAGUAAGUUGGUAGCAAAUUUGGAGGGCAGAACCAAGUUACUCCGAUUUGGGACUCUGCUCCUUCAAUUCGCCGUCCUCGCGCAAUUUCGUGCAGGAGUAUCUGCACAUUCGCUUUGUAACGUAGCAUUUGCGAGAAUCUGUUGGGCUUUCUUACAAGCUAUCCUCAUGAGUGCCUUCACACGCUGCCGCAGAGUGCUGUCUGCGUACACGCCCCUUGCGCACCGUAUUGCAGGUGGCAAGCCUUCAGGUCUUGCACCCCAACAUUUGGAGCGAUGUCUCUCAACCACUAGCUUGUGCCCUCGGGAGGAUAUUGGAUCAGCACAAGAGCGGUUAUGGAGUCGUGCCAACUUUGCCAGGUCCAAGUUUGCCAGCGGUUACACAGCACUAGCGCCAAAGAAACUGGAGCAGAUUAUGAAGAUUGAGAGUGUCAUUUUCUCGCCGCCAGAGGAGAUCACUCAGAUUUGGAAUGAUUAUCACAUUGGACGAGGGCAUAUAAGUGCCGUCAUGGGCAGUGAAUUGUACAAAAUUUUCGAGCAACGAGCCAACGAAUGCCCAAUUUUUGUCCUUCCUUUGAGGAAAGGCAAUGGCUUCAUCUCAGUUGUUGUACAAGCACAGAUGCCCUAUCUACUCUUUACAGCUUUAGAGGACUACAGAGUUCGAGGGAGUGAAGCUGCUCCUUACUUCACCGUGACCCAUUUCACUGAAUUAGUACCUACCAAGAGUCUAGUGCUGGUAAGGGGCGACAUUGUUUUCACCAGGAAGCUUUCUGAUGACGAGGCGGAUACGCUGUUGAAAACAGCACACUCUUUCUACAUCAACGAUGAAAGAUAUCGGAAAGUUAGAAAAUUCAACAAAGACAGUCGAGAAUUUGACUUCAAAGAGGUUUUGCAAGAGCUUAAUAUUCCAAUGCCCUGAUAUAGUUCAUUGUUGCAACUUCAAAGUUACGGAAGAAAGAUUUAUGUUUCAAGAAGACGAUUUUUAUGUUGAUGCCCUCGAGUAUCGUUCUUCAGGCGAGGGCUCAUUCCACGCUUACAUCAUUGCACCUACAGUUUUAGAGCAUUGCUGUCUACAAGGUUCUUGACCCAAGGACAUGCUUUAGUGGCAAGUGAUUACUAAGCUCAUUGCCCAGUAUUGAGGCAUUUAUUAUUCACGAAUUUUGCAUGAAGUAAAAAUUUCACAUGCAAAUUUUUAGUUGUUUUUUUC
Physcomitrium patens is the source of this 1875-nucleotide messenger RNA. RefSeq lists its product as uncharacterized. Gene Ontology annotation, cellular component: mitochondrion. Gene Ontology annotation, biological process: mitochondrial proton-transporting ATP synthase complex assembly. The record is from RefSeq and is a predicted model, not a curated record. Lineage: Eukaryota; Viridiplantae; Streptophyta; Bryopsida; Funariales; Funariaceae.